UGUGUGUGACAGAGCUGUAUCAAUGAAAGUGUGUAUGAAUGAGCUUGAGUGUGUGUGUGUGUGUGUGUGUGUAUGUAUGUGUGUGUGUGUGUGUGUGUGUGUGUGUGUGGAGGAGUGGCUCUCUCUGUCAUAAACCGCUGCUCUUCAGAGUGUGUGACAUUCAGCAGGAGAUGCGAGCAGGUUCAGGCAGUGACAUCAGAGUCCCAUCCACAGUCAUGUGGUAAUACAGUGGUGCACACACACACGCACACACACACCUGCGGCCCCUCAGACUCGCCAUGGCCCACCCGUACGACCCCUGGCUGCGUGCCGGCCCUCCGCAGGAUGAGGUGAGCGUGUCGGGCUGGUGGGAUGUUCACACUGGAGCGCCGGCAGGAUGGAUGGACUUGCAGGGGGCGGGGCUGGGGGCGGGGCCGGGGCAGAGCGGCUCUAUGAGCUCCUAUACGGCCGAGCCUCAGAUGUGCUGCCUAUCCCCGCCUGGCUCCGGCAUGCACUUCCCACCCGAGGGUUUCAAGAUGGAGCCUCUGCCGCAGGACCUGCUGCCGCUCCCGCAGGCCUCAGCCUCAUUCUCCUCGGAGGAGCAGCAGGACGCCGUGGCCGCUGCGGGCCGACCUAAACCACAGCGGCGGGCCAGCAGUCGAGCCCCCGGUCAGGCUUCCUGCCGCUGCCCGAACUGCCUGAGCGCAGAGUCUCUGGGGAACUCCGGGGACGCCAGCAAACGCAAACACCUGCACAACUGCCACAUCCCCGGCUGCGGGAAAGCCUACGUCAAGACGUCACACCUGAAGGCACACCUGCGCUGGCACAGCGGCGACAGGCCCUUCGUCUGCAACUGGCUGUUCUGUGGCAAACGCUUCACUCGCUCGGAUGAGCUGCAGCGCCACCUGCAGACACACACCGGCGCUAAACGCUUCGGCUGCAGCUCGUGCCCGCGGGUGUUCCUGCGCGCCGAUCACCUGGCCAAACACAUGCGCGUGCACGAGUCCCCGAGCCAAUCCACUGAAGAGACUCACGCCGCCGCCGCGGGAACCAGCACAGGAACCAGCAGCGCACUGCUGCGAGUGAAGACAGAGACCGACAACGGAGACGACGACGCCACGCUAGCUAACAGCUAAUCACUCAGCAGAUGAACAAGACUCAGAGGCUGAGCGUCUGGAAGCGCAUGACAAUACAACACAUCACACACCCUUCACAUCUGUAGUGUUAUUUAUACCUGUACAUGUCCAUAUUCUCUGAUUAACUUAACAUGUUCUGUUCCCUCAAUGUAAACUGCAGACUUGUAUAACGUUUGAGUAAAUAUAAACCAUUUGUUGUUCAUUUGUCUA
This is a messenger RNA of Danio rerio (zebrafish), 1325 nucleotides long. The record is from RefSeq and is a predicted model, not a curated record. NCBI's taxonomy places the organism in Eukaryota, Metazoa, Chordata, Actinopteri, Cypriniformes, Danionidae.